GACCUUUGCGGGCGGAAGAAGCUCGCGCGGAGACUCAGGGGUCGACCGACCAGGCAAGCUGCUGAAUGGUGGGCGUCUGGGCCUGGGAGUUGCAGUGGGGUGGGAGUUUCCCGAGGCCGGCGGGAGGACGACUGAGGCCCCUGCGGGUCUGGCUGGGUGGUUUCUAGAUUUGGCCACGCAUCUUUUCCUGUCCAUACCAACACGAGCUCGAGCACCAUGUCGGCCUACCCCAAAAGCUAUAACCCGUUCGACGACGACGCGGAAGAUGAGGGCACCCCGCCUGACCCUUGGAAAGAACCCCGCGACCUCUCUGACGGGACCCACACAGCCGCGGAUCGGCAGCAGUACCUGCGGCAGGAGGUCAUGCGCAGGGCCGAAGCCACUGCCGCCAGCACCAGCAGGUCCCUGUCCGUCAUGUACGAGUCCGAGAGGAUCGGAGUCGCCACUUCUGAAGAGCUUGUCCGUCAGCGAGGAGUCUUAGAACGCACCGAGAAGAUGGUGGAUAAGAUGGAUCAAGAUUUGAAGACCAGCCAGAAGCAUAUUAACAGCAUUAAGAGUGUGUUUGGGGGGCUAGUCAAUUACUUCAAACCCAAACCAGCAGAGACAUCAACUGAACCAAAUGGUACCCUUGCACCCCCAGCCAAUAGCAGACUGAAAGAAGCCAUAAGUACAAGUAAAGAACAUGAGGCAGAGUACCAAGCCAGCCAUCCAAAUCUCAGGAAGCUGAAUGAUUCAGACUCCAUCCCAGGAGGGGCUGGUUCUGCUGUGAGUACUGAUGCUUACCCAAAGAACACUUAUCUUCGAACCUACCACCAGAAGAUCGACAGCAAUCUAGAUGAGCUGUCCAUGGGGCUGGGCCGACUGAAGGACAUAGCCCUGGGGAUGCAGACAGAAAUUGAGGAACAAGAUGACAUUCUUGACCGCCUCACAAACAAAGUGGACAAGUUAGAUGUCAAUAUAAAAAGCACAGAGAGAAAAGUUCGACAACUUUAAAGACAGAAAGAUUUCUACUCCCUUGUGAUAAAGUUUCACAAGAUUCUUUAAAACACCUAAUUUUUGUUAUUUUAGUAUGCAAUUUAAUAUGUUUGCAAAUGUUAUAAUAGAGUGGGUCUAAAGAGAUGUUGUUAUGAGGAAAUAAUGUGUCCCACUUUUUCUUUAAAGUGAAUGCCUAGUGUUUUAGUGUGAUCAUAGUGGCCUGGCCCUGAAUAUCUUGGUUACCAUGCUAUUGUGAGCACAUUGUGAAUUCUCUUAAUGCCUCAGAAAAGGGUCAGCAUUAAAUUUGGUAAUAGAGGUGUUGACAUUCUUUGCUACUCUGUUGGCAGAUGUCACUCAGACUAGCACUAUUCACUGUGACAUCUAGAAAUGUAUAAGGAAUUGGUUGAGCCUUUCUUCCCCAUAUGUCCUCAUCUUUCUCUGCCCAUGGUUAGGAAUAGAUUCUCCAUUGACUUAAGACUGCCUGGCUGAUCAACUAGGGGCUUUUUGACUUGGGACUAUAACAUCACACAACCUUCCUCCACAGAGCUCCACUCAAGACCUCUCCAGGGAUCACCCGGACCAAACAGGUAUGGCUGUAUUCAGUACCUGGAGUCUCAGCCCAUUUAGAACUACCACCCCUCUUGCACUUCUUACAAGGUGAUUGACUCACUUGGUUCUCUGACACCCAGUUUUAGGACUGGAGCACCACAGGUGAUACUGACUUUGUAUGGAAAGGUUUGAGACUAAAAAGAAAAUUUUAUACACACACAUGUGUACAUGCUUUUACAUAUACACAUAUAAUCAUUUUAAUUGACCCAGCUUGUUCAACUGCUCUCCUCUUCUUCAAUUUAUGAAAGACUAAUUUAAAAGCAUUAAUUUCUGUAAGCAAAUUUCUUUGUGUUGGCACCUCAAACAAAAUAAAUGAAGCCACAAGACUCGUUUCUUUACAAGUUAAUUAGAAUAUUUUUGAAGACACGAAAGUGAGUAUUUUAGUAAGAUAGGUUAGACCAGAAACUUUGAAUGGUAUAUUUCACCUUGAAAUAUGGUAAAAAAAAAAAAAAAAAAA
This is a messenger RNA of Condylura cristata (star-nosed mole), 2041 nucleotides long. RefSeq names its product synaptosomal-associated protein, 29kDa (gene SNAP29). Lineage: Eukaryota; Metazoa; Chordata; Mammalia; Eulipotyphla; Talpidae. The coding region runs from base 217 to 993 and encodes 258 amino acids. The transcript is spliced from 5 exons. Gene Ontology annotation, biological process: synaptic vesicle priming; synaptic vesicle fusion to presynaptic active zone membrane; exocytosis. Gene Ontology annotation, cellular component: plasma membrane; SNARE complex. Gene Ontology annotation, molecular function: SNAP receptor activity; syntaxin binding. The record is from RefSeq and is a predicted model, not a curated record.